AUGCAAGGAGAAAAUGCCGAUAGGAAAAAACGAGUGGACGCCUAUAUUCAGAGGAUAAAAUUUUCGGAAAUAACUGGAGACGGCGAAACUGAUAAAAGAAUUGAGUACCUGUGGAACUUAGCCCUGUCCACUGUGUAUGAAAAUGCCAAACUCUCCAUGAAAUAUAUCACCUUAAUUAAAAAAAUUACAAGAAACAAUGUGCUCUUUGAUGAUGUAUGUUGCCACUAUUGCAACUUAAUAUAUAUUCCCUUUUAUAACUGCGAAAUUAAGCAGAUUGUUGAAAAGAAUGCCAUCCGGUACAGGUGCCUUCUGUGUAAGCAUAAAAAACAUCGAACGUUAAGGAACUGCCAAAAUCAAGUAAAAAAUGCCAUCCCCCAGAAUUUAGAUGGACGGAAGGUUCGAACCAAUCCUCCCAACUGGGAUCUUUUUCUCAUCAAUGAGAUAGAUAAGUAUGGAAUAAAAAAGGAGACACCCGGUGACGAAACGGACGAUGCUAAAGCUCAAGAUGAUAUCCAGGGGAAUAUCCCUUUGGGGAACGUGAAGGAGCAAGAGGAUUUACAAGGAGAUAACCCCGUGGAGGAUACCCCCCCUUUGAAUAACAAUCAGACGGACGAACCACUAAACCAGGCUAUUCCCUUGGACAGUAUGAGAGACCUCUUCACUAUUGACUACGGAAACAGUAUCUGCACGAUUAAGAAGGAGAUUCUCCUCCCGAUGACCCAAAAUAAUAAUUGUGGAAUAAAUCACAACUUGAAAAACCUUAACAGUGCAGAAAAAAAUAACAACGCUCAAAAAAAAAGGAAACAUGAUGGAAGUAUCAAAUGCGAGGAAAAAUCAGGCACGGUAAAGGAGGCGAUCAAAAUAGAUAACCUGAGCAAUGCCCAAGAAAAAGCUGUGUCAAAGAUGCCUUCCAACCAGAACAAAGUGAACAGUGUGAAUAACGUAAAGAAGUCAAAUGUGACAAAAGUAGGAAAAGGCAUUCCCAACCUCGGCACAACUGAUAACUACUUAAAUUUUAACAAAUCCAAGAAGAAGAAAAAGAAUAUAUUGGACAUCCUGUAA
Plasmodium knowlesi strain H is the source of this 1062-nucleotide messenger RNA. RefSeq names its product conserved Plasmodium protein, unknown function. Bases 1 to 1062 code for a protein of 353 amino acids. The transcript has a single exon. The record is from RefSeq and is a predicted model, not a curated record. NCBI's taxonomy places the organism in Eukaryota, Apicomplexa, Aconoidasida, Haemosporida, Plasmodiidae.